Ilex paraguariensis (yerba mate) is the source of this 2542-nucleotide messenger RNA. The record is from the annotation of a GenBank genome assembly. Lineage: Eukaryota; Viridiplantae; Streptophyta; Magnoliopsida; Aquifoliales; Aquifoliaceae.
CAAUAGACCUUUUGAAAAAUGUCCAAGUACAUGCAAUAUUUGGACCGCAAGCAUCGACCCAAGCAGAUUUUGUCAUAGAUAUUGCGAACAAUCUGAGGUUCCUAUAGUUUCUACCGCAACAAGUCCUGCUCUCUCACCCAAUAAAAGUCCCUACUUCAUCCGAACAGCACAGUGUUCAUCCUUUCAGGUUAAAGCAAUUGCAGCCAUUGUUAAAGCCUUCAAUUGGAGGGAGGUAGUGUUAGUCUAUGAAGACAGCACCUUUGGAAGUGGGACAAUUCCUUAUCUAACUGAUGCCCUUAUAGAGGUCAAUGCCCGGGGUGUUUGUGGUGCAUAUGUUACCCUCUACUACCUCGCGCUUUUUUCUAAAGGCGAAAGAAGUUGGAAUAUUAGCAAGGGAUAUGCCUGGAUCAUCACAGAUGUUCUUGCAAGCCUAUUGGAUUCUACAGAUUCUACGUUUAUAAACUCUAUGCAAGGAGUUCUAGGGGUGAAGCCUAAUAUUCCAAGAUCCGACGAGCUCAACAACUUCACUCGGAGAUGGAAGAGGAGAUUUCGCCAAGAGAACCCAGACAUGGAUGAAAUUGAGCUAGAUGUGUAUGGGAUAUGGGCGUAUGACAGUGUUACGGCAUUAGCAAUGGCAAUAGAGAGAACCAGUAGUGCUCCCCUACGAUUCAAGCAACAACCAGCCACUAGAGAGAAUACGACAGACUUAGCAGCUAUUGGAACCUCAGAAUGGGGACCAAAACUAGUAGAGUCUAUCAGGAAUAUCAGAUUCAAAGGAUUAAGUGGUGAUUUCCAUAUUGUUGAUGGACAAUUACAGCCAUCGGCCUACGAAAUAGUGAAUGUAAUGGGAAAUUAUGGGGGGAGGAGGAUUGGGUUUUGGACUGAAAAACAUGGCAUUUCUGAUCAAGCUAAGACAAAUGGUAGGGUUGUGUACACAGCUAAUGCCGAUGAUCUCAAAGCAAUCAUUUGGCCAGGAGAAAUUAGUGUAGUCCCAAAAGGUUGGGAAAUGCCCACAAGUGGAAAGAAGUUAAAGUCGAUGAAGACUGGAGAGGCAGUCGAUGAAGAUUGUUUGUUGCCUGAGCAGUCAGCAGUUGGUGGCAGUCGGUGGAAGGCUUGGUAUGGGUUUUGGCAGUUUGCCAGUGAGGCAGUCUCAGUGGAGGCUAAGGUUAGGGAGAAGUUUGUUCCUUUUGAAUCUCCUGGUAGUGAAUAUAAUGAGCUUGUUUACCAGAUCUUUCGUGAGAAAUUUGAUGCUGUAGUUGGCGAUGUAACCAUCUUAGCAAACCGCUCCAAGUACGUUGAUUUCACAUUACCAUUCACAGAAUCUGGUGUCGUAAUGAUCGUUCCAAUCAAGUAUGAUGAGAGGAAGAAUGCAUGGAUUUUCAUGAAACCUCUAACAGCUGACCUCUGGUUAACAACCGGGGCAUUUUUUGUGUUCAUUGGCGCUGUGGUUUGGGUUCUUGAGCAUCGCGUAAACAAAGAAUUCCGAGGCCCACCUAGCAAACAAGUUGGAAUGAUAUUGUGGUUCUCCUUCUCAACGCUUGUUUUCGCCCACAAAUAUUCUGAAAUGAUAUCUCGCACUCGGAGAAGAGAAGUUAAUAAGCAACUUAUCAAGAUUUGUGGUGAUCGUUUGGGUGUUCGUGGUGCUGUCCAAAAGCUUCAACCGACGAUCACUGAUAUCAACGAUCUGAUUCGGAAUGGGGAGUAUGUUGGGUACCAGAUUGGUUCCUUUGUUGAGGAACUUUUGAAUGGUUCCUUUGUUGAGGAACUUUUGGUGAAAAAGAAGUUGGACAAGUCCAAGUUCAGAGCGUACGGCACACUUGAAGAGUAUGAUGAUGCCCUCACCAAAGGCAGUAGAAAUGGAGGCGUUGCUGCAAUUGUUGAUGAGCUCCCUUAUAUCAGGCUCUUCUUUGCAAAAUAUUGUAGAAAGUAUACCAUUGUUGGUCCCACCUACAAGACUGCAGGCUUUGGAUUUGCAUUUCCAAUGGGUUCUCCCCUCGUACCUGAGGUUUCAAGAGCAAUCUUGAACGUGACAGAAGGAGAUAAAAUGACAAGAUUUACGCAAAAAUGGUUAGGGGAUAAGGCUGACUGUCCGGAGCAAGAUGGAGCAGUUGUCACCUCGGAUUGCCUGAAACUACAAAGUUUUAUGGGCCUUUUCCUCAUCGCCGGGAUAUCAUCAUCUUUAGCUCUCAUUAUUUUCUUAUUGAUAUUUCUACAUGAGAACAGGGACGUAUUAGCCUCCCAUGAUUCUGUCUGGCAAAAGCUCGUUGCAAUGGCGAAAAUUUUUGACGAGGAAAAAGAGAAUUCUCGUAAUGUUUCCAAAAAGAUGACAACUGAACCAAAUGAUCACGAGCUGGCCACAACAGCUAAUGCAGUUCCAGAAGAUAUUAUAGCUGCUGGCUCUCCACAAAGUCCAGCCAUCAGCAUUUCCCACUACGGGGACGGGGACGGCAUUUUCUCUCAGGACGAAGGGUUCUCUACCACAGAACCGGGAACUCCGAUCCAUGACUCCAUAGCCAUUACAGAAACUAUUAGAGAAAGAUGA